This is a messenger RNA of Drosophila takahashii, 2360 nucleotides long. It is a transcript of the gene Atac2, whose product is annotated as Ada2a-containing complex component 2. The record is from RefSeq and is a predicted model, not a curated record. NCBI's taxonomy places the organism in Eukaryota, Metazoa, Arthropoda, Insecta, Diptera, Drosophilidae. Gene Ontology annotation, molecular function: histone acetyltransferase activity.
AUGAAUCGGCCCAGCGAUUGGGAUGAUCCCCAAGGACCCUGCAGAUACUGCGAAAUGGCGGUGGAGGAUGACAACUACCUGGAGUGCCAGCAGUGCCGCCGAAUGGUGCACAUCAAGUGCCUGCCACAUGCGAGCACGCCCGGGGAUCUUUUAGGCGACAUUUUCUUUGAGUUCACGUGCGUCAAGUGCGUGCUGGACAAGGCGCAAGGAUCGGCGGUGCCCACGUCCCUGGAGCCCAUCAAGGAAGUGAUACUGCGCCAAAGGAUUCCCUGGCUACUGGUGCUCACGCUAACGCUAUACAAUCUGUCCAUCAAACAGAAGGGCUUGGGCCACCACGGUUUCUUCCACUGGCGCACCCACAUCAUCAGCUUUGUGGACAAGAACUGGAACUUCAUAUUCGGACCCAAUGUUCGCCGCCGGAAGCAAUGGACGGGUUCUGUAUCUGGAGCCCUGUCCCACAACAGUCCGGAGUACUUUCAGUCGGGCCUGGAUGUAUUUCAGGAACACGGCUGGUGGAAACUGGCCAAGCCCUUCUUAACGCCAAGAAGUGUCCUCAGGGAAUAUGAGAAAAAGCAACUGCAGCGGCAGCAAUUACGGAUUGAAAAGCGUUUGCCCGCCGCCGAUGAGACCAGCUGCAGCAGCGAGAUCUCGGUGACCGAUCAUAGCCAGGACACUCAGCUUAUAAAAGUUGAACCCGAAACAAACAGCUCAGCAGAAGGCUGUGCCCGUACCAUUCCCUAUAUGGGUUGCCAGCCCAAGGUGCAGGCACCACCUGUAGCCGCGCCACAGGAACCACUUCCGACGCCAUUAGUUCCCCAAGAAAAUACAGUCCCACCCCCUGAGGAACCCCAGCAUCAACCAUUGAGCAUGGUUCAAGCUAGUCUGAUGGAUUUCCUGGCUGAGAGUUUGGGAGGCGAUGAUUUCAGCAUGUUUGGUAGCCUACCAGGCAUAAUGCCUCCUCCCCUGAUUGGCGCGGGUAAAAGCGAUUUUUUCAUGACCGAACCUCUGCUGCAGGCGCCUUCGAAUAGUGAAGGUCUAUACGAUAUGGAUACUAGUUUUGGUUUACCAAGUAGCACCAAGGAAGUCAGGGGAACGAAACACAUCAAAGAAGAGGUCCAAGAGGAGUCGAAAACCAAUUCAACAGAGGAGGCUUGCACCGAAAGCAGUGAGGAGCCAAAAGAUGGCGAGGAAGAGGAUGACAAAACGGAAGAAGAGGACGCACAACAGCCACGCAUUGUGCAGGUCACAAAUUACCAGGUGCAAGAGGCAAGUGAAGCGGUUAAAGAGGAGCCAAUGGAAGAGGAAAUGCAAGAUGAAGACGAUACGCUACAGGCUGAAACGCCGUUUAUAGAGCAGUGCAAACCAAGUGGAUUUGUGAGACAGCCCCGGAGAAACUGGCCUUGGCUGCAGGAGGCGCAGGAUUCCGAUGACCUGGCCAUACCCAGCGAAAAUCUUCAAUUGAUGAGCGUGUACGAGGAGCAGAAGUUGUAUCAACGCCUGCAUGGAAUUAUCUCCUUAGAGCGGCAAUGCCAAAUAACCAUACCCGCCUAUGUGCGGCGUCUGUAUCGAAAGCUGUCCUUGCGGAAAUGGAAAAGGGACCACAAUCGCCCCAUAUUUAACCUCGAUGAGCAUAUAGAUCCCUUGGGCAGAGCGCGCCUAAAAAUGCUGGGUCAUCAGCAGGCUCAAAUACUGGAUAGAUAUCAACUUUUGGCCCAUUCGCGGCAGGAUGCAAGGAGUUCCUUCCACGCUCGUCUCGCAGGAUGCACUCAAUACGAGCUCUUUCAGUCGCCCUACUCGCAGCGAGUUCUCCACCCCUUCAUCUUCCGCAGCGAAACGAUGGCUCCGCCCUGGCUAAAACUCAUGUGCGAGCUGCAGCACCGAGUGAACGGAUCGCAUCCCACGAGAUCCACUGUUGACUUUUGCUUUGUGAGACCACAGCAUAUUCCAGCGGUGAAUGCAUUGCUGCAGAGCUCCUUUUGGCCGAAUAUUGAUGUGAGCGAGUGCCUCAGCUAUCCGGACUACAGUGUAGUGGCUUUGUAUAAGAAACUGGUAGUCGGCUGUGGAUUUCUGGUGCCCGAUGUGGGCUACAAUGAGGCCUACAUCUCGUUCAUGGCCGUGCGUCCCAGUUGGCAACGGAGUGGCAUCGCCAGCUUUAUGCUGUACCAUCUCAUCCAGACGUGCAGCUCCAAGGACAUAACGUUGCAUGUUUCCGCCACCAAUUCCGCAGUGAUGUUGUACCAAAAGUUCGGUUUCAAGAUGGAGGAAAUCAUUCUUGACUUCUACGACAAGUACAUGCCGCUGGACUCGAAGCAGAGCAGAAAUGCGUUCUUUUUGAGAUUACAGAGAUGAGAGCUGUGUAA